GUUUUCACAAAGAAGAGUAGAGAGGAAACAAAGCCGAGGAGUUCAAAUGGAAGCUCUUAUUGCUUCCGCUUCCUUCUUCCUCCCUUCCUCCAAGUCUUCAUCGGACAUUAUCAGUAACCGAUUCUUCCCUUCUUCUUCUUCUUCUUCUUCUUCUUCUUCUUCUUCUUCUUCUCUCAACAUCAAUUUCGGAACUUUUCGAAAGAGCCAUAUCUCUUCGUUAUCACACCUCGUCUUCUCCUCUUCUGCAAUUUCCGCACCGCUUUCUUCUACUGCUCUUUCCCGAAACACCUAUUGGAUGGUGAUAUUGGAUAAACCUCCGCAAGGGGUUUCUUCUAAAUCCGAUAUCGUAGAUUAUUAUGUUCGGAUUCUCGCCAAAGUGUUGGGCAACGAAAAAGAUGCGCAGAUGAGUAUAUAUGAUGCUUCCUUUGAUACCCAUUUCGGGUUUUGUUGUCAUAUCGACGAACAUACUUCACGCCAGCUCUCUCGUUUACCUGGAGUAGUAUCUGUUAGACCUGAAGCUGAUUACAGUUCAGAGACUAAGAAUUACGGCAUUGGGAAGCAGACAGGUGUUUCCUUGUUUGAUCAUGGGACAGUGAAACACUGGAUGGUCCGUGUAGAUAAGCCAGGAGUUGGGAUUGUUACCAAGGCUCAAAUGGUUGAUCAUUGUGUUCAAUUGCUAUCCAAGGUUUUGUGGAAUGAAAAGGAUGCACAGAUGUGUCUUUAUCAUAUUUCUUGGCAGUCCAAAUUCGGGUUUUGUUGUGAUCUCGAUGAAAAAUGCGCUCAGGAGUUAGCUGGUGUCCCUGGUGUUCUUGCUGUUGUUCCGGAUAACAAUUUUGAGUCACUGAACAAAGACUAUGAAGGCGAUAACAGUACACAAGAUUCUAGAGAUGAUUCAGAGUCUCCUCCUGUUAAGACGAAGAAGCUGUUUAUAACUGGACUGUCCUUCUACACAUCUGAGAAGACACUUCGUGCAGCAUUUGAAGGAUUCGGUGAACUAGUUGAAGUAAAAAUCAUUAUGGACAAGAUAUCCAAGAGAUCAAAAGGUUACGCCUUUAUAGAGUACAAGACAGAGGAAGCCGCAAGCGCUGCACUAAAAGAGAUGAAUGGAAAGAUUAUCAACGGGUGGAUGAUAGUGGUAGAUGUAGCCAAAACUAAACCGUUCAGACACAACAGAAGCCAGACGAGUUCGGAGUUCUAGGAACUAGUUGAAGGUGACAAAGCUGAUGCCUUUUUUUUGUUCAUCCAUGGCUUUGAGAUGCUUCAAACAAAGCGAGAACAUUGAGGCUGGUGUCGUGUUGCAGACUACUAAAUUCAAGCUUGAAGAUGGAAUUGUAUUUUUAGUUUCUUUUGUUUUCUUCUUUGAGCUGCCAAAAUUAUCAGAAUUGGUAUAUAUAGAUUAUAUUAUCCAUUUUCAUUUUAGAGUCUUGAUGAAAAGUCAAUUUUCACUGUCAAAUGUCAAUGAAUAAUUGAAGACAACGCGUAUAUAA
Molecule: messenger RNA, 1487 nt
Organism: Eutrema salsugineum
Lineage: Eukaryota; Viridiplantae; Streptophyta; Magnoliopsida; Brassicales; Brassicaceae
Product: organelle RRM domain-containing protein 1, chloroplastic
Exons: 9
Coding region: 47-1198 (383 amino acids)
Biological process (GO): mitochondrial mRNA modification; cytidine to uridine editing
Cellular component (GO): mitochondrion
Molecular function (GO): RNA binding
Source: RefSeq, a predicted model, not a curated record